Molecule: messenger RNA, 591 nt
Organism: Cydia pomonella (codling moth)
Lineage: Eukaryota; Metazoa; Arthropoda; Insecta; Lepidoptera; Tortricidae
Product: DNA polymerase epsilon catalytic subunit 1-like
Exons: 3
Coding region: 177-404 (75 amino acids)
Biological process (GO): DNA replication; base-excision repair, gap-filling; mitotic cell cycle
Cellular component (GO): epsilon DNA polymerase complex
Molecular function (GO): DNA-directed DNA polymerase activity; single-stranded DNA 3'-5' DNA exonuclease activity; DNA binding
Source: RefSeq, a predicted model, not a curated record
CGUGCGCCAGCUGCGUGCUCACCAAGCUCAUCUGCAAGGUGUGCAACCACUGCCGCGACCUGGACCUGUGCCGCGAGACCGACAUCGCCACCGUGGACGACGUCCCCGUGUGCCUGUGCCCGACGUGCGGCGCCGCCUACGACAAGCAGGAGCUGGAGUGGCGCCUCGUGGAGGCCAUGGACCGCCGCGCGCUCGCCUACACCCUGCAGGACCUCAUCUGCAGCCGCUGCCACCAGGUGAAACGCGAGAACCUGUCAACAGUGUGUGACUGUGCGGGCGACUUCGGGCCACUUGUGCCUGUAAAGGAGGUGCACUCCCAGCUGGAGACCUUCAAGUCCAUAGCAGAGUACUACAAGAUGCCACUGCUGCUAGAACUAAUAGAUUUCCACCUUAACAACAUGUGAUAUUUAAAUAAUAAGCAUUAACACAUUCAGUGCCAGCGCGUGCUACGCGCUACGAGCGUAGCCGACAACAUGGGAAAUAUGUAGCGAAAACCCACUACGGACUGAGCACCUGCCUGGCGGGUCGCUGGCAGUGAAUGCGUUAAGUUAAUAAUUUAAUGUUAAAUAAAAUUGUUUUAAGUUUUUUAAA